AUGGAUGAAAUUUCCAUAAAAAUCGAUGAAAAAUCCGAUAUCGAUAUUGAUAAACCACAUAAUGAUAAACUACAUAACAAUAAUCCACAUAACGAUAAACCUGUUACUAAGAUAGAAAUAUCACCAAAUGAGAAAUAUCUUGUUACUUAUAGUCAAGUAGAUAAUUCAAUUGCCGGUUGGAAUGUUAAGUAUUCACUUAAAUUAGACAAUAUACUCGAUUUAAGUGAUAGAAAUGUUCAAAUUAAACGAGACUUGACUAAUGACGAAUCAGAAUCCAACAAAACCUUAUACCAAAUAAGUGUUUCCGAUGAUAAAGAAGUUGCGUUUAUUAAUGAUGAAAAUAAAAUAGAAAUAUACCAUAUGAACAAUUCUCAAGAAAUUAUAUUGGAUUGUGGUUACUAUUGUGAUUAUGUUUAUUGUACUUUUAACGUAAAUGGGGAACUCAUUUUAUAUGGUAGUAAUCAUACUGUUUUUAUUUAUUCCACGCAAACUAAUAAUAAAAAAUGGGAUUGUAAAAGAGUAUAUAAAUUAUUUAAAGAUCCUGAAGAUUUUAAAUUUAUUACCAUAUCAAAAUAUAAUAAACUUUAUUUAUUUUCAAAUAAUUCCAUUUAUAAGUGGAAUCUUGAUACUGAAAAAAGUAUAAAAAUAUUAAUUAUUGACGAAGAAAUAGAAGGUAAAGAUUGGGAACGUAAAAAGUAUAUCGAAAAUAAUAUCGAAAUUUCUAGUAGCGAGAAGUUUAUUUGUACAAGAGUCAAGAAUGAAAUUAUUAUAUAUUCAAUUGAAUUAGAAAUUCCUAUUGCUUCUUUAGAUAUAAAUAAUGUUACUCAACUACGUAAUCUUAUAAAAUAUCCCGCUUUACGUUCUCGAUUAUUUCCUUUAUUGUGUCCUUUAUUCAGUAAUAAGAUAUGCAGCGGAUUUUGGGAUUCCGUUAAGGGUUGGAAAAAAUGUUUAGGUCAUUCGAAACAGAAUGACAAAUUAUUAACAAAAUGUGACAUUAGCGUCCGAGCUACGAACAAAAUUGCAUAUGUAAUUCAGGAUGGAGAUAUUUGGAAGGUUGAUUUGGAAAAAAUGAUAUUAUACAUAAAUUCUUUACCUAUUAAUAAUUCCGAUGAAGUUAUCAACAAGGAAAUGGAUAAAACGUAUAGCCAUUUGAAUAUUUUUUCACUUAUUUCUUAUAAUUCAUAUAUGGAUACUAUAAGUAAAUUAUUUCAAGAAGCUGAAUCAGGUUCUAAAAAAUUCAUAUUGGAACAAAAUUUUGUUAAAUGGAUUAUUAAUUAUAGGAACCUUGCAGAUUAUAAAGGAAUUAAAUUGCAAGUUAUUAAAAAGAAUAAUAUUAAUAAUAGAUGGGAUUUAAUUUGUACAAGAGAUGAAAAGUUUAAAGUGGAUUAUGGGAUAGAACCAUUUGAAAUGAAUUUAUUUAAUGAUAAUGAGAUCAUUAUAUUAACAAAUGUUGGUCUUCUAAUUUACCAUUUUAAUGAGAAUGACAAAACUAUUUCUUUAAACUAUUAUUAUUAUAUGAAAUUUAAUAAGAUUGAUCAUUCACGAGAUUUACGAGAUUUACGAGAUUAUAGAAAAGAAUUUUCAAAAUCUACUUUACCUUUACCAAAAUAUAAUAGCUUUGCGAUUUGUGAUGGUUGGGCUUCAGUUAUUAAAAAUAAUAAGGAAUAUCUCUUGAAAUAUGGUAUUGAAUUAUUAAAUUCUGCAAUUAAAGGACGUGAUUUAGAAUUAGUGGAUCAAAUUUAUAAAAUUUGUUUAAAUCAUUUCGAAAAAGAUUUCAGAAAUAAGAUGUUUUUAAGUAUCAUUACUUCUACAAUGCCAUUACUUAACGAAUAUUAUCCAGAAUAUAUUGAAAAAUUUUCAUUAGAAACAACAAUGAUUAUUGAUUCACCUUCUUAUAGUAUUGAACAUCAAAGUAGUAAUUUACAUCUUUUUUCUUUUCAAUAUCCUCAUAUGGUUAAUUUAUCUCGAUCUAUAUUAUGGUUUAAAUAUAAUGAAUUAAUGAGUAGUUUACUUGAAAAUCAUGAGAGAAUAUCCCUAAUACUAAAUUCAUUUCAAUUUUUAAUAAUACUUUUAACAUUUCCCAUCUAUUUUAUUACAUUUUAUAUAUUAUCAUAUUUUAAUUUUAUUGAUGAUCUAAUAACAUGUGGUUUAUUUUCUGAGUUUUAUUUUAAGAUUGUUAGUUAUUCUUCAAAUUAUAAAAGAAUACCAACAAUUACUUUCAUUAAUCCUUAUAUUAAAUUUGUAAAUUAUUCAAAAUAUUAUAAUUGGUUUACAGAAUUAAUAUUACCUAAACCUAGUCCAUUUGUUGAAACAAUAAAUAGAGAUAUUUAUAGAACAUGGAGUGGUGAAGCAAUACUUAAUUUUAAAUGGAAUAAAUAUGGAAAAUAUUAUCAUUUAGCAAUUUGGUUUGGAUAUAUAAUUUUACUUAUAUGUUUUAAUAUAGCUGCUAAAAUUUCUCAAGAACAUGUAGAUAUUCAAAGGAAACUCUUGAUUACUUCGAUUACACUUGGAUCUAUGUAUUUGAUUUUAGAAAUUCGUCAAUUUAUUUAUGAUCCUACUAAAUGGAUACAAGAUAUUGGAAAUAUACUUGUAUUAUUUGUAUAUAUAUUUCCUAUUUGCACUUCAAUUUGGUGUCUUCACGAAAAUGAUCAUGAAAAGAUAAUUCCAUAUAUCACUUUUUCAUGCUUACUUUUAAAUUUAAAAUUAAUAUCAUUUUUUAGAAUAUUUGAAAAUUAUGAUGCUUAUUAUACAAUUGUUGUUAGAAUAGCAAAAAGGGUCAUGUUUUUUUUUGUAUACUUUAUAAUGGUUAUUUUAACAAGUUUCGCAUUUGCGUUCCAUAUUCUAUUAUCACCAAAAAUGAAUUAUUCUUUAGAUAAACGUAUAAUUAAUGAUGAUCCUAAUAAUCCUUGGAAUAUGGCUCCCACUUAUCAAGUAUUUGAUAAUGAAACUAGCACUGACUCCAAUUUAUUUAUUUUACAAACACCUGAUGAGAACACAAACAUGUUUACAACUUUCUCUACCUCAUUUUUUGCAACUUGUUUAUUGCUCACAGGCGAUACGAGUUCUUUUUAUAAUUGGCCAUAUGAAGAUAAUCCUACACUUAUGAUAUUGUUGAUUUUGUUCGCAUUUAUAAUGGCUAUAUAUAUUCUAAAUGUAUUUAUCACGCUAUUUAGUGAGGCAAUUUCAGAUCAUGAUGGCUCAUUUUUGGUUACAAGAGCAGAGUAUUUGGCCAAAAUUGAAUUAUUCUAUUUAUUACCACAUCAGAGACGUUGGAAAGAAUGGUUUCCUGAAGUAAUAUAUUAUCAUGCUAAUGUUGAUGAGACACGAAAAAAAGUUAGAGAAAUGAUUGAUAAUCGUGAUUGGAAAACUAAUGAAUUCCCUGAUAUGAAGAUAAAAUUAUUAAAAAAACUUAAUAUUGAUGAUUAUAUCACUAAUAAACCUGUUGAUGAGUUUACUUUGCGAAAAGUAUUAAAAGAAACGAAAAACUAA
This is a messenger RNA of Rhizophagus irregularis DAOM 181602=DAOM 197198, 3489 nucleotides long. RefSeq lists its product as uncharacterized. The record is from RefSeq and is a predicted model, not a curated record. Lineage: Eukaryota; Fungi; Glomeromycota; Glomeromycetes; Glomerales; Glomeraceae.